Molecule: messenger RNA, 999 nt
Organism: Ostreococcus lucimarinus CCE9901
Lineage: Eukaryota; Viridiplantae; Chlorophyta; Mamiellophyceae; Mamiellales; Bathycoccaceae
Exons: 1
Coding region: 1-999 (332 amino acids)
Biological process (GO): lipid metabolic process
Molecular function (GO): phosphoric diester hydrolase activity
Source: RefSeq, a predicted model, not a curated record
AUGCGACGCGCGCUCGCGCGAGACCGGCGUCGCGCCGUCGGGUCGCGCGACUUCGCGCGCGACCUCGCGCGCGACCUCGCGCGCGAAUCGCGGCGCGCGCGAGGACGCGGCGCGCGCGCGCGCGCGUGGUGGACGUUCGUCGCGGCGUCGGCGUGCGCGUGGGCGCUGACGCGGCGCGCGCGCGAGCGCGACGACGCGCGCGCGAACGACGCGCCGAGCGAUGCGUUUUGCGCGCGCGCGCGCGAUCCCAUGGUGUGCGCGCACGGCGGAGAGGUGCUGGAGGGGGAGAUGGCCAACGCCAGGACGGCGCUGGAGCGCGCGGCGCGAGCGGGACACGCGUGCGUGGAGAUCGACGUGCAGCGCACGAACGAUGGCGCGCUGGUGGCGCUGCACGCGCGCGAUGUGAAGCGGUACACUCGAGGGGACAUCGGAGCGGUGGGAGAGGUGAGCCGGGCGGAGUUGGAGAUGUGGAACGAGGGCGACGCGGCGGCGCUCGAUUUCGCGGCGGCGCUCGAAGUCGCGCGACGCGCGAAAUUCAAACAAAUCACAGUGGAUUUCAAGGAAAACGCGCCGUUAGGGCGCGAAGGUCUGGCGCGGGAGACCGUGGAGGUGGUGCGGUCGAUGCGGUGCGACGAGUGCUUGAUGUGGGGGAAGGACGACGAGACGAUUCGAGAGGCGUUGCGGUUGGGCGCGCCGCGAGUGGGCUACGUCGUCGCGAAUUUCUCUCUCGAAAUGCGCGCGAAAGGGUACGAUAGAUUGACCCGAGGUCGCGUCAGAGGUGCGCACGCGGUCGCGAUACAAUCUGAGAUGGUGACGCGAGAUCUCGUGCGCCGCGCGAGGCGCGCAAAACUAGACGUGCACGUGUGGACGGUGAACGACGACGAAAGGAUGCGUCGUUUUCUCAACUACGGCGUCGAUGGCAUUCUCACCGACCGCCCGACGCGGCUGAAGGAAACAAUAGCCGACUUUCGCGCGCGCUGCGGAAGGGAACAGCUCUAG